Nematocida major is the source of this 531-nucleotide messenger RNA. Its product is annotated as beta-1,4-N-acetylglucosaminyltransferase. Gene Ontology annotation, cellular component: UDP-N-acetylglucosamine transferase complex. The coding region runs from base 1 to 531 and encodes 176 amino acids. The record is from RefSeq and is a predicted model, not a curated record. NCBI's taxonomy places the organism in Eukaryota, Fungi, Microsporidia. Gene Ontology annotation, biological process: dolichol-linked oligosaccharide biosynthetic process. The transcript has a single exon.
AUGAAAGCGAGAAGCAGGCCCCUGGUGGUUUUGGGGGGUGGAGGUCAUACGCAGGAGAUGCUGGAAAUUCUGGGGGGAGGUCCUGAGUUCGCGUGUGCUAGUGUGGUGCACUGCGAGAGCGACAGAAUCUCGGUGGAUCUGUUCAAAAGCGCCUUCCAGGGCACAGAAUGCACUGUUUAUGCAGUUCCCAGGCCGAACAGAGUCCUGGAGAAGCACUCUCUCCUGGAAAUGGCUCUUUCCCUCUUUUUCUCCUUUCUGACGGUUUUUCAAGCGAGAAGCGACUUUCUCCUGUGCAAUGGCCCUGGAUUGUGUGCUCCCGUGGCACUUGCGUACAGGAUCCUGCACCCUUUCAAGCCCAUUUUCUACGUUGAAAGCGUAACUCGAGUCCGCACUUUGUCAACCACGGGAAAACUCCUGCAGUACAUUGCAAGUGUCUUCAUUGUGCAGAGCAGGCACCUGGAGAGAACGAAGUAUCCCCACAGAACGUAUCAUAGCGUCUUUAACGUGGUCAAGAGAGACCAAAUAGCAUAA